GAAGAGUAUCUGAGAACUAACUGUAUUUGUGGUCCCUCUCUGAAUAAAACCAGAGCAGCUUUUAAAAUAACAUUCAUUGGUGGCUCAGGGCUGUCAGUCAAAUGUGGGUGGUAUCAGUUGACAAAUGAGACUUCCAGUAAGUCCUCCUCACAUGCUCUACAACACAGAGUCAACAGGCUGUGCGGGACAUCAGACGGAACAUCACCACGACUGGACAACAUAAACAAACCAGCGCUCCAGCAGACCCGUCCCACCAACUCAACUUUAGCCCCCUUGAAAGACCACUCAGUCGCAGACUUUUUUUUAAACUGCUUCACAUUUCCACCGGCUUGGGAUGUAACUUCCAGUGAGGAUUUUGCGCCCAGGCGGAGCACUGAGACUUUUCUUGAGUUUCUUAACAUUUCAGAGACGUAAGUUUUGACUUAUUUAAAAGGUGUCACACUUAUAUGACAUUGUAAGAACACUCGGUCACCUCUCGACACCAUGGCGGAAGCGGCCCAGCAGCCACACCUGGUGGAAAUCGACCCGGAUUUCGAGCCCCUUUCGCGGCCCCGGUCGUGCACUUGGCCACUGCCCCGGCCGGAGUUCAUCAACCCGGGAGACUCGAACACCUCGUCGCCGGUGCCGUCCGUGAAGCAGGAGCCCGGCGUUGGCAAUGCGGAGUUCAUCAACAAUCUGAGCCUGCUGGAGGAGAAUGAAGACUUCACGGAGCAGAAGCCGGUCAUCCUGUGCAACGAGUUUCAGUGUCAGGAAAACUGCGUCCACCAGCAAGCCCAACAGCAACAUCAUCACCAGCAUCAGCAGCAGCAGCAGCACCCAAACCCGCAACUCCCACAUCAGCAGCAGCAGCAGCAGCAGGUGCCUCUGCUCUCCACCCCGGUGGGCUCCUCACCUUCGGCAGCCGCAGCAGCGGCUGCAGCCGCUGCACAGAGGAAGAGCAGCUCCUCUCGGCGGAACGCAUGGGGGAAUAUGUCAUAUGCAGACCUCAUAACCAAAGCUAUUGAAAGUUCUCCAGAGAACAGACUAACGCUGUCUCAGAUUUAUGACUGGAUGGUGAAAAGUGUGCCUUACUUCAAGGACAAGGGAGACAGCAACAGCUCUGCAGGCUGGAAGAACUCCAUUAGACACAACCUGUCCCUGCACAGCCGCUUCAUCCGCGUCCAGAAUGAGGGGACGGGGAAGAGCUCGUGGUGGAUGUUGAACCCAGAAGGCGGGAAAAGUGGAAAAUCCCCACGACGCAGGGCUGCCUCCAUGGACAACAACAGCAAGUUCUCCAAGAGCAGGGGAAGAGCAGCAAAGAAAAAGCUGUCCCUGCAGGGUGGCCCCGAUGGCAGCGCAGACAGCCCAGGUUCCUAUUCCAAGUGGCCCGGCAGCCCAAACUCCCACAGUAAUGAUGACUACGACGCCUGGAACGGCUUCAGGCCUCGGACCAGCUCCAAUGCCAGCACCGUUAGUGGGCGCCUCUCACCAUUUGUGCCUGAGGACGACCUCGGGGAAUCCGACGUGCACAUGGGCUACCCUGGAGCUCCAGGAUCAAAGAUGACAGCCACGCUGCCCAGCCUCACCGAGAUGACUGGAUCUCUGGGACACAGUUCUGAGAAUGUCAUGGAAAACCUCCUGGACAACCUGAACUUGCUGUCGCCCAACAACUCACAGGUCGGAGGCGGGGCAACGACCCCCGGGUCCUCCCAGUCCUCCCCCUCACCGAUGAUGCAGCCGAGCCCCGGUUACCCGGCCUACAGCUCCCCGAGCAUGGGCUCGCAGUCGCAGCAGGAGUUCCACAAGUGCGUCUACGGCCAAGCUGGGAUGAACACCUUGCCAUCCAUGCCUUUGCAGACUCUGUCAGAAAACAAGCCUGGCUUCGUGCCCGGCAUGGGGCAGUACAGCUGCCCCGCUGGGCUCCUGAAGGAACUGCUGACGUCAGACACCGACCAGCACAGCGAGAUGAUGCCGUCAGUGGACACAGUGGUGUCUCAGUCCAGCGGGAGCUGCAUGCUGCCACCGUACAGCAGCAGCCAGCAUGCAGUCAAACUCAUGGCAGGAGGGAACGCUCACCCGCACGGUCUCUCUCACCCCCACAACGUGCACAGCCAAGGCCAGGCCGCGUCACCAGCUAUGAAUGGCCGCUUGCUCAUGUCGCUGAGCUACAACGGGGGCGGCGCCCGUCUACCUGUCACCAAAAGCCCCAUGCAGAUGCCUUAUGGCCUCCCUGGGCACCUCGGUGGGGGAGCCAUGCCCGGCAGCUUCUGUCCUCUCAACACCAACGGAUAUGGUCGAGCGGGCAUGUCCGUACCAUCGCACAUGGAGAAACUUCCAAGCGACCUUGAUGACAUGUCCAUUGAGAAGUUUGAGAUCGACGUGGAGAGGGUGCUCCAUGAAACGCUCAUGGACGGCGACUCACUGGACUUCAACUUUGAGCCAGUUGUGACCCAGCAAGGUUUCUCACAUGGAGUGAAGACCACUACACACAGCUGGGUGUCCGGGUAGAAAGUGAAGGCAAUCAGAGAUUUACUCAAGUGACACAAUGCUGUUUAGGCAAAGAAAGAAAAUUAAAUAUGAGAUUAAAGUUUCGUAUCCCAAAAAAAAAAAAAAAAAGACAUGCAGCAACAUUUCUGCUCCAAAAUUAUACUUUCAGGCAACAUUAUUUCUGCAGACCCUUUAUGGACAUGUCAACUUCAGAGCCAAUGAAGACAAGAUCAGGAUUUUCUCCAAGUGCCAAACAUUUUGCCUUAACAAGAGAGUCGAACUGAAACACAAACAGUGUCUUGAAAAGGGCUAGUACCCCUUAAAGUUUUUCAUGUUUUAUCACAUUACAAUCACAUACUCAAUUAUAUUUCACUGGAAUUUCAUGACAAAAACCAACACAAUUUAAGAGUGAAUGUGACAAAAAAAAUAAUUCUUGUUCAAGAUGUUUCAUUGCAAUCACUUCUCCAGGUCUUUUAUCAUUGUUUACACAUUUGGAUCUUGACAUAUUUAGAGACUGAUAUUUAUUUGCUCAUUCGUCUUUGUAAAAUAGCUCAAGCCCAAUAAGAUUGGAUGGAGAACAUUUGCAAAUAGUUUUCAGGUGUUGACACAGACUCUCAAUUGUUGGAUUUUAUUGUUGCACUUUGACUGGUCCUUUCUAAAACAUGAAUAUGCUCCAUUCUAGCUUUGAUAGCAGAUUGAGGAUUGUUUUCGUGUUGCUAGGUCAACUUCUUCCCCAGACUCAAGUCUUCUGUAAACUCCAGCAGUAUUGCUUUCAGUAUUGCCCUCCAUUUUUCAACAUCCAUCUCCCCAACAUGGCUCAAAAAAAUGCAUCCCGACAGCAUGAUGCUGACGGCAUCAUGUUUCAGCAUCCAUAUAUUUUCCAGAGGUGAUUGGCAGUAUUAGAAUUCCUUCAUAAUCCCUGCUCUGUAUGCAUGUCAGAAUGUUUAAGUCUAGUUUUAGUCAUACCUGACCAGAGUGACUUCUUCAAUAUAAUCUGUCCCUUUACUUGUGAGAAAUUUUAAACAUUGCAUUGUUGUCUUUCAACAAUGGCAUUAUAAUUGCCAUUUAUCCAUAAAGGCCAAAUUUGAUUCUCUCACCUGAACUGUGGUACCAGUAACUCUUGCAGAGUUACCAUGGGCUUCUUUGUAUUUGCAUAUGGUGCAAAAAGUAAAUAAAUAAAUAUUCCAUUAGAGCUUUUGAUGUUGUUUUAUGAAUUAAUUCUGAUUCCUGCUCACUGGCUUGUUGGGCAUGUUGAUUCUUGAUUUUUAAUAAUGCUGUAAAUAAGCACAGGUGGACUCUAUUUAGUGAUUAGGUGAAGGCAUUCAAUUGGACUGGAUUUAAUUUAGGAAUCUCAGACUAAAGGUGGCUGAAUACAAAAGCACACCACACUUUUCAGCUUGUUAUGUCUAACAGUUUAUAAACUUUGAGUUGUUUUCAUUCCACUUACCAUUUAUGCACAUUUUGUGUUGGUCUGUUGCAUAAAAUCCCAGUAAAAACACAUUGAAGUUUGUUUUUGUAACCUGACAAAAAAUAUUGGAAAAAGUUAUAGGGGUAUGAAUACCUUUGCAAGGCGCUGUAUUUCCAGUUUACACGCAAAAGGUUACAGACACUGCCAAAUACAUCUCAUCAUCGGCACAACAAUCAGAAGAUGGACACCUUCGCAAGCUGUUUGUAAUGUUCCAUCAGUCAAGCUUUUUGUACCAAAAACUGAUUUCAGCUUCUGUCGAACGAUGAAGGUAACGCGUCUUGUGUCUUUUUGGACUGAAGUGCUUAAAAAUGAGAGAUUUCUCAGUGGACUCAGAAUGUUGUUACAUAAGAACAUGCUUGUUGCCUGAGUGUACAUAAUGUAAUCGAACAGUUUGUAAUAUUUGUUCCUUGUUUCUUUUUUUCUUUUUUUUUAUUGAGUUUGUAAAUACUGUUUACAGAAAGGAAAUGAAAAUCAAACCAGCAGAAGUGAGCUCAAAAAUAAAAAUGAAAACUGGAUCUUUUAAUUACACGUUGGGUGAACAGGUCAGUCAGGCUGAUUUCUUGUACAUACUUUGAAAAUGUAUAUUAAAAUGAAGCAGUACAUGUUUACUAGAUAUAGUAUAUAUUUGUGAGCUAAGUUAUUUGAGGUUAAUAUAGAUUUACGCUGGUGCACAAACUGCACUCGGACGUCGGAAUCGUUCUGAGUUAUUCGUCACUCUGAACCUUAAUACCACAGGGGCCUAUUUGUUGUGCCUGAAAUUGUAGAUUUUUGACUGCAGGCUCAGAUAAUAUUGUAAAUGUCUACAGUCCAGGAGAUGCUCAAAUACAGCAGUCUUGAAGAGAGAAAAAAAAAAUAUUUCUAAUCUCCGUUUGCUUUUCUGGAGCUCAAAAGAAAAAAAAAACUUUGUAACUUUGUUGCUGAGGUUUACUGAACACACAUUUAGUGCUGUGAAUGUUACUAGUUCCAGACAGUUUG
Poecilia latipinna (sailfin molly) is the source of this 4909-nucleotide messenger RNA. RefSeq names its product forkhead box O1 a (gene foxo1a). Gene Ontology annotation, cellular component: nucleus. The coding region runs from base 484 to 2487 and encodes 667 amino acids. NCBI's taxonomy places the organism in Eukaryota, Metazoa, Chordata, Actinopteri, Cyprinodontiformes, Poeciliidae. Gene Ontology annotation, molecular function: RNA polymerase II cis-regulatory region sequence-specific DNA binding; DNA-binding transcription factor activity, RNA polymerase II-specific. The transcript has 3 exons. The record is from RefSeq and is a predicted model, not a curated record. Gene Ontology annotation, biological process: regulation of transcription by RNA polymerase II.